This is a messenger RNA of Durusdinium trenchii, 1944 nucleotides long. Lineage: Eukaryota; Dinophyceae; Suessiales; Symbiodiniaceae. The record is from the annotation of a GenBank genome assembly.
GGUUCACGCAGGGUCAUGAGCCCCCAGGAUUCCGAAGGACCUCGGAAUUCCACGAUCGAUCUCAUGAGGACCUGGGAGCCUGAAAGUUUUUUGAAAGCCCUUUUGAUGCAAACUCCUUGGCUCAAGGUCUUAGCUAGCUAGGUCGUAUGGAGGACCUGAGCAGGUCGUCCCGGUAGCUCGACUCUCGGGCGACUUCACCUCUCGUGCUCCCAUGGACUUUAUGGAGGAGGAGCACCUCUUAGAAGAGGGCCACGAAGAGCGAGCGACCUCCAGUUCGAGGAGCUGGCGAGUUCGCCUCGCAGGAGUGGCCGUGAGCGCGUUGCUGGUGGCCGCGGUGUUCUGGUCUGCUCGGAGGAGCCCGGAACCAACGGCGGCGAAGGUGCCAUCCUUCGCCCAUGAAGCGGCCAUCGUCUCCCUCACGGAGCUCAUUCCAGAAGGCUACGAGAGCUGCUUCAAGAACCUGACAUACUUUGUGGAAGUGGAUGGCAUGUUCUCCCUUCCCCACGCGCGAGAAGCCAGAUACAGUAGUGCCUUAGAAUGUCAGCAAGCCUGUGCCCAGACCUAUCGCUGCGAGCAUUUCUCCUUUUGGUCGUCCGGCGGCUGCUUGCUCACCAGCUAUUCUUCCUAUUCCAGGAAGUAUGACGGACCUGCAAGCGGUUCCUGUGUCUCUGGGCCGCGGAUGUGCAAGGCGCCAGGCGCUGGCUUUACCAAGAAGCUUCCGCCGGGCGCCAACGUGCCACCCUUCGUGGCCAAAGAGGCACCGGGUUGUGGAAGCCUUCACGACGAAUACGAAAUGGUGUGGAAAGCUGAGGCUGAGACCUUCUUCGAUGAUUGGCAGUUCAUCGAGAAGAGCAUGACUCGAGGUGCUGAAUGGUACCUGAACCGAUCGGAAGCCUUCUACCAGUCGGUGGCCCAUGCCUCCGCCGCGGGCGCCAUCAUCCGUGUCGGGGAGCAAGUGCACCCCUUUAAGCGCCGCUCGCUCAUGCUGCACUCCCCACGUGCUUGGCGACCGGAUGUGGGUUUCGUGGUGGCGAUGAAAUACAAACACGUGCCCUACGGCCCUGGGGUUUGGCCGGCCUUUUGGUUCCUGAAUAGCGACCGUCCUUGGCCAAGUGGCGGCGAGCUCGAUGUCUUAGAGUUUGCCAACGAUGAGACGGCAAAGGUGACCUUUCACACCGACCAGAACUGCAGUCUCAACGUGCCGAAAAUGAUGUCCUGCGCCUCCCAGUUGGUGGGCGCCAGCAUGGACACGGAUGUCAGUUGUUUGACGAACUACAGUGGCAACGCCUUGGGCUGCAUGCCACCGCAGUUGCGAAGAACGGGUGAAUGGUACAGCAAGAACCCCGGUGUCCUGGUGACGGUCUGGGACGCCAGUGGCAUCACCACCUUCCACAUCCCUGAGGGGCAGAUCCCCGCGGACUUGAAGGCGGAGAAGCCGCAACCGAACACGUGGCCUUCUGCCUGGAGGAUGGCCUUCAUGCCCUUUGACCCGGAGACCUGCGUGAACAUUGCGCAUCCCCAAGAGAUCGUCAUCAACAUCGCGCUCUGCGGUGAUUGGGCUGGCAACUCGUGGUGGACCUGCAAGGAGUGCCGCAAUACAGGCUUCAUUCCCAACUACUGCAUACCGGGACACGUCACCGAGCCGGCCACGGACUGCUGUACCAUCUACAUGUCCAACCCAUCGGCAGAGGAGCCUCUCAAGACGCAGGCCUACUUCGACAUUGACUACGUGAAGGUCUUCGAGCCUGUCGGUGCCAAAAUGCCGACCUAUGCGGCCGGCACCUACAGGCUGGGUGGCGUUGGUGUCGGUGACCGCUGAUGGCGUCGCCGCCGGCGUCCCGCGGUGUCCCGCGGCCUCGCGCGCGCCGCUCUCCAAAGUGAGAGCAGCGUGGCUCGGCUGAAAUCGGCCAGCGGAGGUGCCACAAGUCAUGAAUUGAUUGGGUG